UUAUUAUUCACCUGGGUCCACGUCUUGCCUCCAGAAAGCAGCCGUCCCAAUUCAAUCCAGAAUGUCGUCCGAAACAGCCAAUGAUGCUGAGAUUCUCGCACAUGUCGAGAAGUUCUGGGAAGGACGGAAACCACACAGCCCAAUCUACCAGUUUCUGCUCGACGACAUCAAGCUGAUUCACGCAUCCAAGGGUGUCGUUCGCGCUCGCUUGCUGCUAACAAAGGCUCAUGUUAACGCCCACGGGGGAAUUCACGGCUCUGUCUCUGCAACGCUCGUUGACUGGGUUGGCGGCAUGGCUAUUGCUGCGUGGGACAAAAGGACCAAGACAGGAGUGAGUACGGAUAUUCACAUCACCUACCAGACGUCAGCAAAGGACGGCGACACCAUCGAGGUUGAGGGUCGGGCAGGCAAGGUGGGAGGGACAUUAGCCUUCACCACCGCGACCAUUUGGAAAGUCGUAGAGGAUAAGCUAGGUCCGAUUAUCGCGACUGGUUCGCACACCAAGUUUGUCAGAGUCUGAACUGUCCUCAUACCCGAGGCCUUCCGCCAAUGAACACCCACGCCAUCUUCUUUGAGGUCUCAUCCAGCUCUCCAUGGAUGAUGAACUCCACUCGGAUGCCGGAGAUUAAAGCGCCCCUUUCGCCUCAUAUCCAUGUUCAGCCUCACGGCGACGACACUAUGGAGAUGCGGGAGGGUUCGACACAUACAUAGACCGCGAGAAAAGAUAUCACAAAUACUUAUACCUUUUCGAACUUUGAAUCUUCGUGCCUUGGUAU
This is a messenger RNA of Cucurbitaria berberidis CBS 394.84, 776 nucleotides long. RefSeq names its product Thioesterase/thiol ester dehydrase-isomerase. Gene Ontology annotation, molecular function: fatty acyl-CoA hydrolase activity. The record is from RefSeq and is a predicted model, not a curated record. The coding region runs from base 62 to 520 and encodes 152 amino acids. The transcript has a single exon. Lineage: Eukaryota; Fungi; Ascomycota; Dothideomycetes; Pleosporales; Cucurbitariaceae.